AUGCAGCAGGAGCAUGGUGCGCUGACACAAUCUUUUGAGGCUUUAGACGAAGAGUAUCGCAUGCGAAAAGGCAAAGGUAGAGGCAAAGGUCACCCAACUCGACAGUACAGAGCUCGCACGCCGCCUCCAACUGCAAAGAUGAUUGCCCUGGGCCGGUUGCAGAAGCCGCCAAGUAGAGAAGCUGAUACUGACUGGAGAGGAAACCAGAAUCGUGUUUUCAGCCACCCUUCAUCAAGGCGUCCUGAGUCGAGAGAGAAAGCAAAAGGAGCUGGCAAGGACAAGAUGAACAAGGGAGCGCAAGAAGAAGGAGCGGACGGAGUAGAAGCCAGUUCAAGUCCUUCAGAGGCAGAUACAAGUCCGAACGAGGACGAACAGGAUGAGCUGAUACCAGAAGAGCCACGUCAGGAGCCAGACCGGGCCGACACACCUGAGCUGGAUGAAGAUUCUGACAGCAACGCAGUACCCUCUUUCCUAUUUGAUAGCAGUCCCUAG
Messenger RNA from Durusdinium trenchii, 492 nucleotides. NCBI's taxonomy places the organism in Eukaryota, Dinophyceae, Suessiales, Symbiodiniaceae. The record is from the annotation of a GenBank genome assembly.